AUGGAUGAAAGGGUAAAGACGGAAGCGGGUCGUAAAAGGGGACGUCCGCGGACAAACACGAAUGAAGAGGAACUCCUAGAUAGACGCCGCAAGCAGCUCCGCCGUGCACAACAAGCGUAUCGCAAGCGGAAAGAGAACACUAUCGAUACACUACGGAAUCGUGUGGACGAGCUGGAAGGUGGCAUUGAGCAGAUCAGCCACUCAUUCCUAACUUUCAGUAACCUCCUCUUGGAGAGCGACCUACUCGGACGAAAUGCACAUGUCACGUUAGCCUUCCAGAAAAUAACUCAACAGUGUGUGUCACUCGCCAGGACAGGAUGUGAUGAUCUCGACGAAGGCACUCCCGUCAAAACUGCUGAUUUCAUCGAGGACAAUGGCGACCAGAGCCAAGUACAAAGUAACAGUUAUUCAAGCACGUCGCCAAAUGGCGAAGAAUUCCUUGAACUAUAUGGGAGCUUAAUUAAGCGGUCUGGACUGUCAGUGCCAUCUACACCACCUCCACCAUCGCAAAACCAAACCCUAUCAUACAGCCCCGUCAUGGCGCCGUCCAGUUGUCGUCCUUUCAUUGAGGUCUCACAAUUAUCUUCCCCUGCGUCAACCAUAUCACCAGCUAGCGUGAACAAAGAAGAGUGGCGGAGUUUCGCGCAAUGUCUGAUAAAAGUGUGCUGUCAAAAUGGAUACCAACUCCUUGUCAACACUCCUGACGACGACGUGAAGAUUAAAAGCAUCUUCGGGCCCUUGAGUCUUCCAAUGGAGCGCAACGUCCUUAUUUCAUAUUUCUGGGCUGGAAUGCAAGAUCAUACCGGCGACCUGGUUGAUCAAAUGGCCACUGUGCUCACCCCGCCGCAGUCUAAGAGAAGUAGUUAUACUUCCGAACAGCUCGGAACUUCGAAAUCAAAAUUGCCGGUUAUACCUGAAGGCGAUGAGUGGCUGGACGCCAGUGGUGUGCAGCGACUCCUCUGUGAGAAGGGGAUUUGUAUCCACGAAAAGGCGCCCCCUUUCUCUAGUCCGAGCCUUAAUUUUUCGCUUGACGUUGAGAAUUUUGCUGAACUCCUCGCCGCUAAAUGCAUUUGUUUUGGACGUGGUCCAGUGUUUCGACGGCAGAACGUUGAAGCUUCACUGCGCGUCGCCAGGUCCAAAAACCCGUGGAGUGUCUUCAAUCCUCUUCUGUCUAGUUUGUAA
Penicillium lagena is the source of this 1182-nucleotide messenger RNA. Its product is annotated as bZIP transcription factor. The transcript has 3 exons. Lineage: Eukaryota; Fungi; Ascomycota; Eurotiomycetes; Eurotiales; Aspergillaceae. Bases 1 to 1182 code for a protein of 393 amino acids. Gene Ontology annotation, molecular function: DNA-binding transcription factor activity. The record is from RefSeq and is a predicted model, not a curated record. Gene Ontology annotation, biological process: regulation of DNA-templated transcription.